Molecule: messenger RNA, 1092 nt
Organism: Dioscorea cayenensis subsp. rotundata (Guinea yam)
Lineage: Eukaryota; Viridiplantae; Streptophyta; Magnoliopsida; Dioscoreales; Dioscoreaceae
Exons: 1
Coding region: 24-824 (266 amino acids)
Biological process (GO): trichome morphogenesis; gibberellic acid mediated signaling pathway; trichome differentiation
Cellular component (GO): nucleus
Molecular function (GO): DNA-binding transcription factor activity; transcription cis-regulatory region binding
Source: RefSeq, a predicted model, not a curated record
UACCUUCUCCAGAGAAGACAUAGAUGGGACGGGAUCCACUAAAUUCUGGUUCUGCUUCUACAAGUGUCAUCCAACUCAAAAGCAACAACUGUCCUGUUUCCUGCAACAAGGAAGAGAAGAAACUCCGAUUGUUCGGCUUUGAGUUGGAUGCGUCUGACCAUAAGGCCAAUGAGAAAGAGCGGUAUCUGAGCAACUCUGUUGAGGAUGUAGAUGCAAAAGAAGACGGUGUGCUGAUAUCUUCGCACUCUUUCUCUGUCGCGAAACAGAAAUCAGACAAGGAAAAGUGCUUCAUACCUGAAGCUGAAAACAAGAAGUACGGAUGCCAGUUCUGUUUAAAAGAGUUUGCAAAUUCUCAGGCACUUGGGGGCCAUCAAAACGCUCACAAAAAGGAGAGACUGAAGAAGAAAAGGCUGGAGCUGCAAGCCAGGAAGGCUGGCAUCAAUUACUACCUCCAGCCCUUAAUCAAAAGCCAUGGCUUGGGAUACAACAACUCGUCACGAUGGUCCUAUGAUACACCAAGAUGUGUUCCGGAAUUCCUGCUCCUAGAAGAAUCUCAUGGAAGUUUCAAACCUAUGGAUCAGAGUUUUUAUAUGAAUGGACUUUGCAACUCCGGCGUGCCAGCUUUUGAAUUUCGUGCUUCCGUUCCUCAGAGCACCUGUUCAUUUGGGAUGAUGCAACCAGACUUGCUCAAGGAGAAUAUGCCUGUGAUUCUCAAGCCUUUAUCCUUUUCCUCUUCUGGUCAAAACCAUAAAACUUUAGAUCUACAGUUGGGCCCUCCAACAGCCAGGAGUACUCUUUUUACCUCACCGAAGAAUGGACUCUAAUCUCUUUUGUUUUUCACCAUGUAUUAUAAUUAUUUAGGUAUGAUGCAAGCCUUGUAAGGUACUAUUCAUGCCAUUUUCAAGUUCAUGAGGUUCUUGAACCAGGAGAGCCAAAAGAUAAGGCUCAUGGUUUUAGACAAACAAGGCUUAAUAGCAUUUGAAUAUAAAAAGUGUUCAAGAGUAGAGAGAACUUUAUGUAUGUGAUAGUGUUUUUCAUUGUUGUAUUAUUCUUUUGGGUUUAUGCAUGUGGUCAAAUUUCAUGGAAUUUUAA